Molecule: messenger RNA, 1425 nt
Organism: Symbiodinium sp. CCMP2592
Lineage: Eukaryota; Dinophyceae; Suessiales; Symbiodiniaceae
Source: the annotation of a GenBank genome assembly
AUGGAUCAGAGCUUCUCCGGAGCAAUCAGGUGGGCUGGUGAUGCCAGCAAGUGCCUGGACGUUCAGGGCGGCAGCCCCCUGGUGGGCGCCCACGUGGGGCUUUGGGCCUGCCGCGCGGACCAUCCGAACCAGCAGUUUGCUUGGAGUGAGGAGGAUGGCAGGAUACGAUGGCUCACCUAUCCCUCGCUCUGUCUCACGGCGGCUGCUCCAGGCUCCCCGAUUCAACUUGAUUUGUGCAAUUCUCCGACAGCGGCCUUCGACGCAGCGGCCCACGGCACGAAGGCCAUCUGUACAUCUGAAGGGGUCUGCAUGACCGUCCAGGACACGGAGGCCCAUCCUGUGCGCGAUGGUAGCCCAGUGAUGCUGGGGGAGAUGGCGGCCAAAGAUUUGCUGCACCCUUCAGCUGCAUGGUUGUUCCACACCGGUGUUUCCUGCAGCGGCGAGACGUUCUGCUCCCCGCUAGCCAAUUGCUACGAGGACUGCCGCACCAGUGGCGAGUACAACAAGGCCUGCUGGCAGAGCUCUUGCUGUCCCAGUGGGACAGAUGCCGAGUACAACAGAUCCGACUUCAACUACUAUGCGUGCACUUUCACCGGGAACACGUGUAUGGAGAGAUGCAAUGGGUGGUUCCAAUCGCGGCGAUGUCAUGGUAGUGAAGCCUUCUGCCCGCUGCUGGCGAACUGCUACGAGGCUUGUCGGCUCUCCCACAAAGUGGGGAGUUGCCAACACUUCGAGGAUUGCCCUGGGAACACUGCCUCCUUCAACGACUCCUCUGCCUCGUUCUACUUGCUGGCGCUCUCGCCGAAUCGAUGCCUGUCAAGCUGCAACUUGGAGCACGCACCCUACCAGUAUUGCAGCGGCCGCUCCUUUUGCCCACAGCUCGCCAGCUGCUAUCAGGACUGCUUCGAAAGGGGCCGUGCGCCACCGCGCUGUCCUGGUGAUUGCUGUCCAGAGCUGCAAACAGAAGGGCUUCGGGGAGCGUCACCUCCCGGCUACGACGACUCUGGUGGUGGCUACUAUCGCUGCGAGAUCGGCAACUCUUGUCUGGAGACUUGCAAUGGACGCUUUGCUGCCGAGGAGCCAGGCACGCUCGAAAGCCGCCAUGUGCCGAGAGUCGAGGCCGCCGCGCCCGUGAGUGUACCACCUCCGGCAGAGUCCCCCCUGCGGUCGCCGCUGGCCUCUGGCAUCCUCCUCUUGUCUCUCUUGCUGGUGGUCCUGGCUUUGGGGAUCGCGCUUUUGAACCAGAGGAAGCAGAUGCCCUUUUGGACCGGACCUGUCGGAAGGUUCCUGCAGCGACAGCGACUCGACUGUCUGCCCACAUCGGAAGCGAGCGCCGGCGCGGGCGGUCAGGAGGAGGAAGCGGAAGUCAUCCUCUACCGCUCUCAGGAGGAGUCCAGCCCGGCGGCCGCGAGCUCCGGCGCUUGA